AUGAAGUUCUUCGAAUUAUAUGGAACUCACUAUAUCGUAAAAAUAGUUUUAGGUGGGAAAAUCGUCAUUGAUGAGAAUCUAAGUAGUGGCUCUAGUUCAGAGUCCAAAAAUUUGGACCUAAAUUUGGGCGUGCUUAGAUACCUUGACAAGAGCUCCAACUCCAAAAAUUCGAAUUUGAAUGACAGGAAUAUCAGCAUUUUCGGAGGAACGGUUUGGGACGAUAAUUGGUACAAUGAGCUAAAAACUGACCCUGCUCCUCUAAAAUUCACCCUCGCCACUUAUAACGAGAUAUUUAAGGAGUACAACAUUAACUACAAACAUUACAUUAACACUCUCAAAAAACAUCUUAAAGUGCGUUAA
Messenger RNA from Theileria annulata, 360 nucleotides. RefSeq lists its product as uncharacterized. The record is from RefSeq and is a predicted model, not a curated record. Lineage: Eukaryota; Apicomplexa; Aconoidasida; Piroplasmida; Theileriidae. The transcript is spliced from 2 exons. The coding region runs from base 1 to 360 and encodes 119 amino acids.